Molecule: messenger RNA, 1818 nt
Organism: Microplitis demolitor
Lineage: Eukaryota; Metazoa; Arthropoda; Insecta; Hymenoptera; Braconidae
Exons: 10
Coding region: 1-1818 (605 amino acids)
Source: RefSeq, a predicted model, not a curated record
AUGAUUGUUCUGAGGUAUAAUAAACAAAUGCGAUUCGGACACGUUUGUUUGUCUUCUCAAGAAGAAAGAGAUUAUAAAUGUGAGAUUCCUCAUGUCAUAAGAGGAGCUUGGUUUUCAUGGGAAGGUAAAAAAGUAAACACAGAAAUAAAUGCUGAAUAUAUGACAGAUCGUGGAAAAUGUAUCCUUAUGGAGGAACACGAAAGACUGAAUUAUACAUUAAUAUUUAAAAAAAAUAUGUGUUAUCACUGUGUUAAACUUAUUGUAAGAACAAUUAAUGUUUUAGAAAAAACAGAGUUGAAUUGUGUAAAUUUACCUGAAGGAGUAAAACCAACGAUUAAUGAUGUAUGCCGAGGAUUGAAAAAUGAUCAACAACUUAUAACAUUAUUUUCAAAAAAUCAAAAACCUGUUAACUGCAGAUCAUCUCUUGAGGGUGUAUGGAAAUUUGCCUAUCAGAAUCGAUUUAGAUUUACUGGAGAGUGUUAUCAUGAAGAUGCUCAAAUAAGAUCAUGCCAAACAGCGGGUACUCAGUUUUUGAUAACAAACCAAAAAUUUAAUAUAACUUAUAAAAAAUGUGAAAACAUGAAUGGAACAUUUGAUGGAGUGGUUGAAUAUAGUUGUUUGGGCAAUUGGUUCGUUGGAAAAAAUCAUUUCUUCGCAGUUGUGAAUACAAAAGAAUCAAGAGAAGAUGAAAAAUAUCGAUGCUUUUUAAGAAAUCGUGAUGACGAUUUGUAUAUUGGCGCAUCUAUUACCGCUGAAUGUAAUACAUUGAAUUCAGUUGAAAAAAGUCCUGAACGACUGCGAAUUAUUCCAAUUAAAUCAGAAAUUAUCGAGCCAAGAUGUCAGUUACCGCAAAAUAUGUCAGGAGAGUGGAUAAAUAUGGCUAAUAAUGAAGCUAACGUUGUCAUUAAUGAGACUCAUAUUAUUGAAACAUGGAAUCCUGAUGAAGGACGUGAACGAAAAACAAUUUAUACCUGUCAGCAACAACGUGAUCAUAGAUUCAUGAUGGCUCGUUUAGCUGUUGAUGGAUGUCAAACAGAUUACAUUUGUUUUGAAUUUAUACCACGACAUCACAACAUUAUAAGAUUUAGAAAAAGUGUUGCUGUUGUUCAAAAUGAUUUUUCAACAGUUUGUUCAUGGGUAAAAUUUCAAAAUUCUAUCAAAUGGAAGUACGAUAUGUUCAUAAAAAAAAAUCCUGUUCCCGUAAGAUGUCCAGUCGCUGGAAAAUUUCAAUUUACACAGAAAGGAGAUGUACUAUUUGAAACAAAAAUUUUAGGAGGCGUUACAUUGGCACCGCGAGCCUUAACUUAUUGCAAGCAAAAUAUAUCUGAUUUUUCGGUUUGUGAUUACGAUCAAAAAGAAAUACAAGUUGAUGAAAAUUAUUGUUUGUCAGUAGAUUAUCGAGGACGUCCAUUAGACAUUGAUAGUGAUCCUGAUUAUAAAAUGAAAUGCAUCGGUUAUUAUUUUGAAAAUCUUCAAUCGUAUUUAAUAACGUACGAUGAACUAGAUCCAUUUAGUAAUUAUCGUUGUUGGGUGUAUCAAAGAGCUGAGCUUAACAGAGUUUUGAUGUCACAAGCUGUUGGACCUUAUUGUCAUAUUAAUCAGACGGCGAGAAGUUAUAAUUGGACUGAAGGAGCUGCUGUUGCUAUUGAUAUGAUGGAAUAUGAACGUGAACGUGAUGAAUGCCCGUUGUUUUUCGAUAAUGGCAAAAAUCCUUGGAAAACAAGUGAAAGUCACAUCUAUGUUUUUACAUUUAAUCAAAAUUCUGCAAGUGCGAGUACGAUCUGUCAAGUACUUCAGUAUUUUUAUCGAAAUUAUUAA